AUGAACAACGGAGCCAUCGGGGAGAGAGACGCGGCCGAGCGGAACGCGGGGACAACGAGGGCUUAGUGGUGAGAGGAGAAGGCGGUAGACACCACGGCAGCAGAGGUCCGCGCCAUGUGCCCCGGCCUCCCUGCCCGUCGCCCCCCGUCGUCCCCAUGUCGCUGUGGGUGUUGAGGUCCUGCCCGGCGCGGCCCGGGUGGCUGCCCGCCGCGGGCCUUGGGCUGCUCCUGCUCCUGUUUCUACUGCUGCUGCCGCCCCUGGCUCCAAAGCUUCGUCCGCUCCGGUGUAUCCUGGGUGGAGGAGGAGGAGAAGGCGGCAGUGGCCGGGCCACGCACGUGGACGCGUGCGGCGGCGGUGGCCGGCCCGAGUAUGCGGCCACCACGGCGCUGUUGGGACUGGUGAUGAGGCUGCCCCUAGGUCUCGGUGUCGGAGGAGAUGGAGGAGCGGUGGAAGCUGGAGCGGGAGGUUGGAGCUGGCCUGCGACAGAAAAACCCAAGACCUCUCCUGACAUUAGGCUGGAAGCUCAAGCAUCACUGCACCAGGCUUUGGAGAUGAAGCGACAAGGCAAGCGCGACAAAGCACGGCGUCUCUUCCAGCACUGCUUGCGUCUCGAUCCUGACUUUCCCGAUGCUCUCAAUGAGUACGGCCUCUUCCUGGAGGAGGAUGAAAACGUGGUGCAGGCAGACCACAUGUUUAACCGUGCACUCGCACUCAUGCCCUGUCAUUUGCAAGCGCUUAGCAACCGCGGGCGAACCUCGCCCCUCGUGGAAGAGAUCGACCAGCGUCGCUUCGCCAUCAUCGACAGCAAGGUCAAGAAGCUUUUGCUCAUCCCCAAGUGGGACGGAGCCUUACGGCGAGUGAUGGAGGAGAGCUAUUACCAUCACAUCCAUCACACGGUAGCACUCGAGGGCAACACACUAACACUCUCAGAAAUCAAGCACAUUGUCGAGACACGUUACGCAGUCUAUGGAAAAAGCCUCGCCGAGCAGAACGAAGUUUUGGGCAUCGACGCCGCCAUGAAGUACAUGAACGCCUCGCUCGUCAACCGCAUCGGCUCAAUCACUACCACCGAUAUCCUGGAGAUCCACCGGCGAGUGCUGGGCCACGUGGAUCCCAUAGAGGCUGGCUAUUUUCGUCGAUCACGCGUCUUCGUUGGGAGCCAUCUGCCUCCAGAGCCGCGCGAAGUGGAGAGGCACAUGGGAAAGUUCACGCAGUGGCUCAACUCCGAAGAAGCGCUAGCCCUGCACCCGAUAGAGUUCGCCGCGCUGGCGCACUACAGGCUGGUGUACGUGCACCCGUUUGUAGACGGCAACGGGCGAACGUCACGUCUCCUCAUGAACCUCAUUCUCAUGCAGGCCGGGUAUCCGCCAGUCACCAUCCGCAAAGAACAACGCGCUGAAUACUACACUGCGCUGCAAGUUGGGAAUGAUGGGGACGUGCGACCUUUCAUACGCUUCAUUGCACGAUGUGCAGAGAUGACAUUGGACCAGUAUCUCAUAGCCAGCUCAGAUUUCAGUCCAGACAAGGGACUCCCAGAAAGCAUUCCAGAAUAUUCAAACACGAUACAAUUGAAAGACUGGUAAAGUCUUUGAUAUUGAUUUCAUUUGUUCGUGCGGAUUGUUAUUACUGACCAUUAAAAACGUAUGUGCUGAGCAUGUGCUUCGUUUGAACCGACAGAUAACGUUCAAUGUGCAAUAGCAGUGUGGUUCAAAGGCUAUUUCAAUCUUUACUCGUUUAAGUAUACUUGGAUUUCUAACAGCCUUGCAUGUAUCUUCAUGUUCAGUCUUGAUUAUUUGCAUCGCGUUCCAAUUAUGCAUUUCUAAGACCUUGCCUAACCGGUAUAUCUUCCCCACACAGUACAGACCCGAGGAGGCAUUCUUAUUGAUCAACGUAACAGCCUUUCAGUUUUGCGGUGCAAUUUUUCAGGGAAAUGCAUAUUUCUCUUUUGUGUGCAAUUUUGUUAAUGGCAUUAUGUCAUUAAAUGUGUAAUAGAGACAAAAGUAAAAAAUGUAGCAGUCCCUUGUUUGUAAAUUAUGAUGGAACAGUAUAUUUUCAUAGCGUUUCACAUGCAGAAUGUUUCUUAACAUCGUGUGUUGCAAUCAAAACGUGUUCUGACUACAUUGUGUUGAAUAAAUAAUUUAUUUUGCAAAUAUAA
Molecule: messenger RNA, 2155 nt
Organism: Petromyzon marinus (sea lamprey)
Lineage: Eukaryota; Metazoa; Chordata; Hyperoartia; Petromyzontiformes; Petromyzontidae
Gene: FICD
Product: FIC domain protein adenylyltransferase
Molecular function (GO): protein binding
Source: RefSeq, a predicted model, not a curated record